Molecule: messenger RNA, 933 nt
Organism: Pistacia vera
Lineage: Eukaryota; Viridiplantae; Streptophyta; Magnoliopsida; Sapindales; Anacardiaceae
Product: major latex allergen Hev b 5-like
Exons: 2
Coding region: 92-562 (156 amino acids)
Source: RefSeq, a predicted model, not a curated record
ACUACACACUCACAGAAGCCCUAGCGCCCUUCCCUUUGCUUUUUCAUCUAUAUUUCUUUCUGUUAAUUUUACCCUUUUCUUUGCUUUCCAAAUGGCCAGCGUUGAGGUUCAACAAGCUGCUACAACAUUGCCCGAGAAUGAAACACCUGAGGUGACCAAGACUGUUGAGAAAACCCCAGAAGAGCCAGUGGCAGCACCACCAGCCUCGGAAAAAGUAACUGAAAAACCGGUGGAAGCAACUCCUGAGGCCCCAGUUGCCGAGGAAUCCACUGUUACAAAGCCUGAAGCUGCUCCAGUUGAGGUUAAAACCAAGGAAGUUGUAGAAGAAGCUAAGGUUGAGGCUGAGCCAGCAGUGGAAGAGAAAGCAGAAGAGACUCAAGAAGUGAAACCUGAGGAGCCUGUUGUUGAGGAGACUAAAGAAGAGACCGCUAAAGCCGUGGUGGAAGAAAAGCCUGCAGCUCCGGUGGAGGAAGAAAAGCCAGCUGAGAAGGAGGAGAAGCCAGUUGAAGCCCCAAAGGAAGCAGCAACCACAGAAGUUCCAGUUGAGAAGACUGAAGAGUGAAGAAUAGGUGGCAGUUUUAGCAAAGUUGGUGGGGGGCUUUAUGCAAAGUUGGGAAGUUUUAAUUAGCUUCAGAUUCAUCUUAGUCUUGUUUAUUAUGAUUAUUAUUAAUAUUUACUAUUAUUAAGGUAAGGGUUUGAAUGAGGUUUGGAGUAUUAUGGAAUUGGGACUAGAGAUAGUAUUAAGAAAUUAUUGGUCCACAUCAGCCAGUAGACAUGCCACGUGGCUAAUUAUAUGAUCAAGCUACAUGGGAUUGCUAUUGCAAAUGUGGGUUCCAAGAGGGUCAUUGUUUUGAUAUUUUGAAAUGGUGUGAUGAGCUGUGUGCAUGUGAAUCUCUAGGUUUGAAUAAUAAUAUUUUUAUUUUUAUUUUAUGA